Molecule: messenger RNA, 1116 nt
Organism: Lymnaea stagnalis (great pond snail)
Lineage: Eukaryota; Metazoa; Mollusca; Gastropoda; Lymnaeidae
Source: the annotation of a GenBank genome assembly
CGUGAGGUCAGAGAGGGUGAAAAGGAUUUCUCCAAGAAGAUGAAAGACUUACAGGUAAGUGACACAGUCAACAGAUACCAGGAAAUUUGUGGACUUUUCGUUUUUAUCUAAUUGCUAUUUGACGUCUUUGAAAGUUCCAUAUCACAACUUCUGUAACUGACAUACGUCAUUUUUUAAAGAUAAUGAUCGCUUGUAUUUGUAAACAACUUUGACAUGAAAUAAUAAAUCAGGUCAUGAAAUGACAAACCACGACAACACAUUAAUAACUAGUACAUGAAAUUAAUAACUAUGAGAUUUUAUAACAAACCAAAUAAUCUUCUAACUACUUUAUGUGUCUAACCCUAUUGACCACAGAAAUCGUGUUGUUUCGUGAUCAUUCUCGGGGCAUCGCACAAGAUCAUGUACAUGUUGGCCCCCGACCAGGAGAUGCGGGACAAGUGGAUCAGGGCACUGAGGUACGCCAUGCAGAUGGAGCAGUUGGCAGAGCAAAGGAAUGAGACGGAUAGAUAUCCUUUAAUCUGUUGGCUCAUGCAGCAUACAAUAACUUGAACAAUUGAUUACAUAGCACACAGUAACUUGAACAAUAGAUUACAUAGCACAAUAUAACUUAAAAAAUUGAUUAGAUAGAACACAAUAACUUGAACAAUUGAUCACAUAGCACAACAUAACUUAAACAAUUGAUUACAUAGAAUACAAUAACUUGAACAAUUGAUCGCAUAGCCCAACAUAACUUGAACAACUGAUUACGUAGCACAACAUAACUUGAACAAUUGAUUACAUAGCAUACAAUAACUUGAACAAUUGAUUACAAACCACACAAUAACUUGAACAAUUGAUUACAUAGCACAACAUAACUUGAACAAUUGAUUACAUAGCACACAGUAAACUUACUUGAAUAAUUUAACAAGGGACUAAUACUAAUAGCACACAAUUACUUGAAUGAUUUGUCUCAUAGGGACUGGGGUAAUUUAUCAUUGCUUUGGCUUGCAAAGUUCUUUGGUUCUAACCUUUAACUGUCCACACGAAUAUUCGAGAAGCAUUCAACAGAGCAGACAUCAACGGUGACGGCCAUCUUGAUUUUGAAGAAGUUAUGAAACUGCUCAAGUCGCUCAACAC